Messenger RNA from Elaeis guineensis (African oil palm), 2237 nucleotides. NCBI's taxonomy places the organism in Eukaryota, Viridiplantae, Streptophyta, Magnoliopsida, Arecales, Arecaceae. The record is from RefSeq and is a predicted model, not a curated record.
CCAAAUAUAUAGGAAUAGAAGGGCCAAGGAACGAGGUGGAACCAUGUAGCUUGAAGAUCUCAAUCAAAAGCAUCAUCGAGUGCAGCGUUGAUGAGCUCCUAUUACCGUAUUUCGCUGGCUGUAUCAAAAGUUCUGUCUCCUGCGCAGCGACUGUGAGGAUUUCGCCAGCGCUGCAUUCGAUAAUGUCUUUGAUAUAUCGGCAGAAUGAAGCAGCCAAAGAGCUUGUCCAUCAAAUUUGGAGGAGCCUCUAAACAAGCAAAGUGUGAGGAGAGAUGAGUUCAAUAGAAAUCCCUGAGUGGGUGAGAAAUGUGGUGUGCAACAAGGUUGAAGGCAGUAACCCCCGGUUCAUAAUGACCAAGUCCCUCACGAGUUCCGAUCUCGAUCAUCAAUGCCAGAACCGACUCCGUAUACCCGCUGCAUAUGUGGAGGACCACCUCGUGCCUAUGCUCUUUGAUCUCGAGAAGGCUGCUGCCAACCUUCUUCACCCAACAGCAAGUAGGAACAUACCUGGUGCAAGUCAUGUUCCAGGAAGGAAGUAUGGGGGACUGGAUGUAAAGGUGUACGCUCGAAACGGAUUUUGCUGCCACUUGAAGCUUACUCGCUGGGACUCCAUUGGAUUCACUGUGAUCAAUGGUGCGGACUACAAAAUGUUAUUGCUCCAGAGUUCCCUUCAAUAGAAUGAUGAGGUAGAGUUGUGGGGCUUCCGGGAAGGCAAGGAGGGAAAACUGUGCUUUGUGCUUGGCUAGAAGACAAUAAGCUGGGUAUUCAGAUGCCAUUCUUUUCCAGCUUGUGCUGGGGUCUUUAAUAUAUAUUCUGGUGCAUGAGCACAUAUGUGUCGUCUCAUCAAUAAGAAAAAUGUAAGAAUUGUGAUUUGUGAUUAUUAUGGUGAUCAGUGAUAAGCAGAUUUGAUUCUAAUAUCUUACUUUUGAGAACUGGCAUUCUUCUAUAUGAUACUAUAUGGAUGAACCAUGGAGGACCUUAAAUUAAAUCAGUAUUAAAAUAGUUACAAUUUAAAUAUUUUUUUUAUUUAUUUUGAGAUUGGGGAGCGUAGAGCUAUGUGGAUGGUUGAAGAUAAGUGGAGUUGACUCUAAUACCUAAUUUACAUGGAUGAACUGCGGAGGAUCGUAAAUUAAAUCCAUAUUAAAUGGUUAAAAUUUUUAAAUUUUAUUCCUCUAUUUUGAGAUUAGGGAGGACAAACUAGGCUCAAGGCCCCUGCAGCUCUAAUGUUUCUCGCUGGAAUUCUCGAGUAUGGCGAGAGGUCCUGGGCACUCGUGUGUGCAAGCAUGGACAACCUGAGGAACUCCAUGGUAACACCUCCUGACCCUGGUCCAAAUUAUGCCAAGUUCAUGGAGGAGUAUGCCUCGACGUCUGCUGCCGGGCUACAAGCAGAGAUUGAGGGGGAGAAGGAACCUGAAACCCCACCGCGAUCUUUGGACACUGUCGUGGAGGAUAUUAGUACGGUGAUGAUUCUUUCCAAGGCUCAUCGGUUCUUCCACACGUUCAAGCGCCUAAUUGUAGACCUCAUCCUCAGCUUCCAUGACCGGAACGAGAGCCGAUCCUUCUUCCUCCAGCGCUCUCCCUUGCAAGCCUUCAAAGGAAUCGAAAUCGAACUCUCCUUCAUCUACGAAAUUCUCUACACCAAGUCAACCGCAAUCCAUACUGUUGUAGGCCCCUUCUUACGCAGCAUCACUUUCUUCUCGAUCCUAUCCGCCCUCCUGCUCUUCCUGUUCACCAAGAAGCAUGGCUACGCAGAUAUCGAUGUAGCAAUUACUUACAUAUUGUUGGGAGGGGCUUACGUUCUUGAGGGCUAUGCCGUUGGCCUGCUAGUUUUCUCGGACUGGGCCUUUCUUAAGCUGAAAGAUCUCAAACACUAUCGCCUGUCGAACAUCAUCUUUGCAAGCAUUUCCCUCUUCCGACCAACCAACAGACCAAGGUGGUCUAAUUCCAUGGCACGACACAACCUGAUUGGCUUCUGCCUUGAAGACCAGACAUCCAAAAUCAAAAGAGUCAUGGUUUUUUUUUAGUGUGAAGGAAGCUUGGGAGGCCGGCAUUUGAAUAGUGACCGUUACGGCCUUUUUCCGUUGUGCUAAGGGGCAGGGAAUGAUACCGCCUAAACAAGCAUAGGUUUGAUUACUUAAUGUCAAUCGGAGUUAUGUUUUGGAUAGAGGAAAAUACUUCAAAAAAAUAUUUUUUAAAAAAAAUCUAAUCUUCUCUUGCAUUGAAGAAACUAACAAAUA